This is a messenger RNA of Aspergillus versicolor CBS 583.65, 1875 nucleotides long. RefSeq names its product MIP/aquaporin family protein. Gene Ontology annotation, molecular function: glycerol channel activity; water channel activity. Gene Ontology annotation, cellular component: plasma membrane. Gene Ontology annotation, biological process: glycerol transmembrane transport; water transport. The record is from RefSeq and is a predicted model, not a curated record. Lineage: Eukaryota; Fungi; Ascomycota; Eurotiomycetes; Eurotiales; Aspergillaceae. Bases 1 to 1875 code for a protein of 624 amino acids. The transcript has 2 exons.
AUGGCCGACAGCAGUCCCGGCCAGGGACCCAGUCGUGGUCUACGGCCUCGGGCACAAUCCGAAGCAACACGCCCUAGACCCAACGAAGAGCAACAAGGAAACCUCCUCAGCCCAACCUGGAGCCUAGGCACAGACCGACGCACAUCCUCCGCCCAGACCCCAGGGCAAGGCCUCGGACCCGGCCUCAGCACUGAAAGCUCAGGCCUACGUCCCCGUCGCAGUCAAAGCAACCGAGUCCCAAGCCUCACAUCACGCACAACACUAGCACGACGCACCCAAGGGAAUUUCACACUCGCAGGGCCCGACGAGACAUCGGCGCUCCGCCAGGCUCAUGAGCCAUUCGUGCAUCCCGUUUACGCGGACCUGAAUCCAAGCUACGAGCAGCCGAACAAUGCAACGCCUGUAUGGAGUCUAGCGAAGCCGCUGCCGCGCGUGGUGCGGCCGGGCAUGGUCCCCACGAAGGAUGAGGUGUUGCAGAAUCGGAUGGGUGAGAGGCCGGCUGUGCCGGGGGCGGAGAAUUCGCAGAAAUUGGGGAUGGAGGAUGUGGAUCCGAAUGAGCUGGAGGCCGGGAGGAUUGGGAAGAGUGCUGAUCCGAGGAAGAUGAUGGCUGGGGUGGACGAUGCCAGGGCGCAGAGGGAGAAUAACUUUGUGAAUAAGUUGUUGACUGGAGAGACGGGGGCGGCGGCGGGAGGGUCGAGGGUGUCGAGGACUUCGUCCACGAGGAGACGGUCUUCUUCUGCUGCUGCUCCUGCUCCUGCUGGGGAUCAGCUGUCUGCUGUGCUUGAAAGUGAGAGCUCGCCGGGUGUUUCUCCGGAGAGGAGGCAUGAUCUGAGUGAUGAGCCUCUGCAGGCUGUUCCAGAGGAGCAUGAGCACGAGCAUGAACUUGGAGAGAGAUAUGAUCUUGGAAAUGACAUCAACAUCAACGAAUCUGCGUACCCCGAGGACCUACACCCACUCGUCCAGGACCUGGUUGAAGACGAAGUCCACAACAACCACACCGUCUGGUCCGUGAUCCGGACUCACCACCGCGAAGCCCUCGCCGAGUCUCUCGGCGUGUUCGUGCAGCUCUCCAUCGGCCUCUCUGCGGACCUCAGCGUCACCCUUCCCGCAACCACAAAUCCCAACACGACCGCCUGGGCCUGGGGCCUCGGCACCAUGAUGGCCAUCUACAUCUCUGGUGGCGUCUCAGGUGCGCACCUCAACCCAUCCAUCUCUAGCAUGCUGUGGUUCUACCGCGGGUUCCCGAAGCGCAAACUGCCCGAGUACUUUGCCGCUCAAUUCCUGGGGGCCUUUGUCGCUGCCCUCGCCGUCUACGGCUUAUACUACCAAUCCAUAAACGAAUACCUAUCGACACCUUCCUCUGCGUCUGCAACUGUAAACGUCAUGAAUAGUUUCGUCACGAACCAGCGGAACCCCUGGAUUACAUCCGCAACAGCCUUCUUCAACGAAUUCUUCGGCACAGUCCUGCUAUCAAUAACAGUGCUAGCCCUAGGCGAUGACCAGAACGCCCCGCCAGGAGCCGGCAUGAACGCGCUCGUCGUGGGACUCUCGGUAUACACGCUCAGCAUCACGUUCAGCUACCAGACGGGCGCGGCAUUCAACCCGAGCCGGGACUUUGGGCCGCGGCUGGCCCUGCUUGCGAUGGGGUAUGGGGGUGAUUUGUUUCUCAACCCGUAUUGGUUCUAUGGGCCGUGGGCGGGGUCGUUCUGUGGGGCGUUUAUUGGGGGAUUUCUGUAUGAUUUUAUGAUCUUUACUGGUGGAGAGAGUCCGGUGAAUUAUCCGUUGGAGAGGGCGAAGAGGGCGAUGCGGAGGAAGAAGAUGAAGUGGAAGCGUAGGUUGAGGUUGGAGAAGAAGGUUGAUAAGGUUUCCCUUUGA